AUGGCUUCUCCUAAGAUGUUCAUGAUCAUCGCCAUUGUUGCAGUCUCUAUUCCUUCAAUUUUGGCAACUGAACAUUUGGUUGGUGACGCGACAGGUUGGAAGCCAGGCUUUGAUUACGGAGCUUGGGCCAAUGGAAAAGAAUUUCACGUAGGAGACACCCUUGUGUUUAAGUAUAGAGCUGGAGCGCACAAUGUGCUAAGAGUUAAUGGGACUGGAUUCCAAGAGUGCAAGGCAGCCGAUGAUACUGUGCCCUUGUCUAGUGGAAAUGAUGUGAUUUCACUCUCAACUCCUGGGAAGAAAUGGUACAUUUGUAGUUUUGCCAAACAUUGCGAGUCUGGGAACCAGAAACUUGCCAUUACCGUGCUGGCUCAACUGGGAUCUCCUUCAACGUCACCUUCUCCCAGUCCGACCGGCACCUCGCCAUCCGGAGCAACAGGCAGCACUGUAUCUAGAUACUAUGGCUUGAUUGUAGCCAUUGUUGGGAUGGUCAUGUUCUAA
Molecule: messenger RNA, 498 nt
Organism: Populus nigra (black poplar)
Lineage: Eukaryota; Viridiplantae; Streptophyta; Magnoliopsida; Malpighiales; Salicaceae
Product: blue copper protein 1a-like
Exons: 2
Coding region: 1-498 (165 amino acids)
Cellular component (GO): plasma membrane
Molecular function (GO): electron transfer activity
Source: RefSeq, a predicted model, not a curated record